AUGACCCUCAUGGGUUCUAAAAGCUGUCUUAUGCACAUCAUCAGGAAACUUAUCCUUAACCAUAGCAUAAUUCACAGCCCUAUAAUCCAUGCACAUUCGCCAACUCCCAUCGGCAGCCAAAAACUUGGAGCCAUGGAGAAUAAUGUUCCUAAAAUCGACCUUUCGGCCAGGAGAUCAUCGGUGUCAACGAAAAUUGUAAAGGCCUGUGAAAAAUAUGGUUUUUUUAUGGUGGCCAACCAUGAUGUCCCUUUGAACGUGGUGGGAGAACUAGAACAACAAGGCCUUCAAUUUUUUGCCCGACCAAUGGCUGAAAAACUAAGAGCUGGGCCGGGUACCCCUUACGGCUAUGGCUGCAACCGCAUAGGCCCCAGUGGAGAUAUGGGAGCGUUGGAAUAUCUUACACUUAGUACCAAUCCUGCCAGUCCAGACUACAUCGCUCGGAGAGCCCGUACCAUCUCCAAUCGCCCUUCCAAGUUCUCCUCUGCUGCCAGUGAAUAUGCUGAAGCAGUUAGGGGGCUGGCAUGUAUGCUACUGGAUCUGACGGCAGAGGGCCUGAGGGUACUCAAUGAUACAUCAGUGUUCAGCAACCUAAUCAUGGACGAUAAUAGUGACUCAAUCCUCAGGCUCAAUUACUAUCCACCAUCCAAUGAUCACAGUAUUGGGUUUGGAGAGCAUACUGACCCUCAGAUCUUUACCAUCCUCAGAUCCAACGAGGUGGAUGGCCUUCAGAUUUCUACCCAGGGGAAUUGGAUCACGGUCCCUUCUGACCCUAAUGCAUUUUGCGUUUUUGUGGGUGACACGUUAAAGGCUAUGACAAAUGGGAGAUUUGUGAGCGUGCGACACAGGGCCGUUACAAAUUCACAGCAAACUAGAAUGUCAAUAGCCUUCUUUGGGGCUCCAUCCCUCCAAGCAUUGAUAGCUCCACUUCCAGAAAUGGUCCCCGCCGGCAUGGCCCCUCUCUACAAGCCCUUCACUUGGGAGGAAUUUAAGAGACAGAUGUACUCUGGAUCUCUCCGCCUAGGGGAUGACCGUCUUAACCAUUUCCGAGCAUGA
Messenger RNA from Alnus glutinosa, 1053 nucleotides. Its product is annotated as gibberellin 2-beta-dioxygenase 2-like. The transcript has 5 exons. The record is from RefSeq and is a predicted model, not a curated record. Bases 1 to 1053 code for a protein of 350 amino acids. Gene Ontology annotation, biological process: gibberellin catabolic process; response to light stimulus. Lineage: Eukaryota; Viridiplantae; Streptophyta; Magnoliopsida; Fagales; Betulaceae.